This is a messenger RNA of Lucilia sericata (common green bottle fly), 1834 nucleotides long. RefSeq names its product 1-acyl-sn-glycerol-3-phosphate acyltransferase delta-like. Lineage: Eukaryota; Metazoa; Arthropoda; Insecta; Diptera; Calliphoridae. Gene Ontology annotation, molecular function: 1-acylglycerol-3-phosphate O-acyltransferase activity. The record is from RefSeq and is a predicted model, not a curated record. Gene Ontology annotation, cellular component: endomembrane system.
AUUGUGUGAUAGCACCACAAUUCCUCUUUUUUAAAAAACAAAACGGCGAACACACAUUCAACAUCAUGUCUUCUCUAGAGAAAUUAAAACAACAAAGACUGAUACAUCUAUGUAUAGCAAUAACAUUUUUCACAUCGGGUUUGUUUAUAAAUUUUGCCCAAUUAAUUUUGCAUCUGUUAUUGAAACCCAUCAAUAUUGUACUCUUCCGUAAGAUAAUGUACUACUUAUGUUACUCUCUAUACUCACAAUUGAUUUUUGUUGCCGAUUGGUAUUCAAACUCUACCCUCCAAGUUUUCAUGGAUGCUGAUGAUGAAAAAACCUAUGCUGGCAAAGAAAAUGUUUUACUUAUGAUGAAUCAUAGUUAUGAAAUUGAUUGGUUAGCCGGUUGGAUGUUUACCGAAAAAGUUCAUGUUUUGGGCAAUUGUAAGGCUUAUGCUAAAAAGGUAAUCGCAUAUGUUCCCGUUAUUGGUUGGGCAUGGAAAUUUGCCGAAUUUGUCUUCCUGGAGCGUUCAUACGAUAAGGAUAAGGAAAUUAUUUCUCGCCAAUUGAAGGAAGUCUUCGCUUAUCCCGAUCCUACCUGGCUGCUAUUAAAUGCUGAGGGUACUCGUUUUACACCCAAAAAACAUGAAGCUUCUGUUAAAUUCGCCGAAGAACGUGGCAUGCCAGUUUUGAAACAUCAUUUAAUACCACGCACAAAAGGUUUUACAGCCAGUUUAGAUAGUUUACGUGGUCGUUGUCCAGCUAUAUACGAUAUUAAUUGUUUUCAAAAGGAUGCUGUGAAUCCUCCCACUAUCUCCACACUUUUAAAUGGUAAACCUGUGGAAGGUUUAAUGCUCGUUAGACGUAUACCAUUGGAUACUGUUCCCACUGAUGAAGCAAAAGCCGCUGAAUGGUUACAAAAUUUAUUCCGUGAAAAAGAUAAAAUUGUUGAUAGCUUCCAUACUACCGGUAGUUUCUUUGCAACAUCUGGUAUAAAAGAAACAUCCUAUAAAUACUAUCCCAAACGCUUGUGUUCUCUCAUUAAUUUUGCCGUAUGGGCAGUAUUCUCAAUAUCAUUAAUUAUGUACUAUUUGAUUUCGUCAUUGAUAUUGCACAAUUGGAUUGGUUUAUCUAUUGCUGUUGGUGUAUUAGUAACCAUUUAUAUAUUUAUGGUUAAAGCUAUAAACAUGUCGAAAAUCAGCAAAGCUUCCAACUAUGGAUCCGAGGUUAAAACUAGCACAAAAAAAGACUAAAACGCACUAGAAAACUAUAAUAAAGUAAUACAACAUAACUGCUAGUACAUGUACAUUACUGCAGAAACCGAAAUGCACAAUUUCCCUAAAAUGUACAUUUUAUGAAUGAUAACGUACAAAAAAAGAAAACAACAAGUUAUAUUAUGUUUUUAGUUUCAAACUUAACAAAAUAAAACAAAACAUCUCUUUAUCAUUUAUCUACUUAAGUUAUAAUUCUACUUGCAAAAUUCUUUAUUAUCUCUGCGAAUUCAAUCUUUAUUUUAUAAUAUAUGCACAGGAUGUAUUAUAUUAUUAAAAAACAAAACAAGCGUAACUAUUACUAUUGUCCUUUAAAAAGUUCAUUAUAUAUUUAUAUAAAAGAUCUAUUAUGUAUUUGUAUAUUAUAGAAAAUCAAAAAAAAAGAGAAAAUCUUUAUUAUGAAUAAUGACUAGAUUUCUAAGAUUAAAUUGUUUUUUGUAUGUAUAUAUUUUAUGAAAUAUAUUCCAAUAGAUUUCAUACAUUUAUUUUGUAAAAGAACAAUUUCUUAUAUUUGAAAUUACGAUUUUUACUCUGCACUUUUGAAUUAUAUACAAAAAAUAUGAAAAAAAAAAAUCUUAAUACAA